Molecule: messenger RNA, 3186 nt
Organism: Erythranthe guttata (spotted monkey flower)
Lineage: Eukaryota; Viridiplantae; Streptophyta; Magnoliopsida; Lamiales; Phrymaceae
Biological process (GO): telomere maintenance; DNA repair
Molecular function (GO): DNA helicase activity
Source: RefSeq, a predicted model, not a curated record
AUGGAUAAUACACCAACUAUACUAGAAGACGAGGAUUCUCAAACAUUACGAGAUGUCACAUCGGACAGUGGAGAUUCUGAGUAUGUUUCCAACGACGACAAUAGCGAUGAUUCAGCUGAUUAUGAAGAUUACGACGAUCUGGGAGAUCAGUCGUAUGAAUGUCAAUCGUGUGGUGCAAUGAUGUGGUACGCUGGGCGCCUUGAUAAGCACACGAACACAUCGAGACCCGAGUUUUCUUUGUGUUACCACAAAGAUAAAGUACAACUGCCUUAUAUGAAAAAUGCCCCACCUACUCUUUCCAAUUUACUUUUCGGUACGGAUAGGCAGAGCAAACACUUUCAGGACAAUUUUCGUUCUUACAACAUGAUGUUUGCUUUCACAUCACUUGGCGGAAAGGUCCAAACAUCUAUUAAUACGGGUGCUGGACCAUACACAUUUUUACUUCAAGGUCAGAAUUACCACCUGUUGGGUAGUUUGUUACCAGAGGAAGGUGCACGACCUAAAUUCGCACAACUUUACAUCUUCGAUACGGAGAAUGAAGUCCGCAAUAGAAUUGAUGCUGUCAGGUCUGGAAAUGGCUCGAACAACCUUGAUACUCAAAUUGUUGCAUCCUUGAAGGAUAUGAUCGACGAGAACAACGUCAUUGCUCAGUCGUAUAGAGCUGCCCGUGAUCGAUUUUCGAGAGAAGGCCUGCAAGGUGUUAAGCUAAAGCUGGUUAAGAGUCGUAGCACCGAUGGGAGGACUUACAAUCUCCCUAAUGCGAGUGAGAUAGCAGCGUUGAUAGUUGGAGAUUUUGACACGCAAGAGGGUGUUAGAGACAUUGUGGUUGAGACUCAGUCCAAGAAGCUGCAACGCAUUAGUGAACUGCACCCAUUGUACCUGCCGUUCCAGUAUCCGCUCAUAUUUCCUUACGGGGAAGAUGGAUAUAGAGAGGAUAUUGACUUGAGAGAAUCUUUUCGAGGUAACAGUGGAAAACGAAAGAACUUAACCAUGCGAGAAUACUUUGCUUACCGUUUCCAAAAAAGAAGCAUCGACAGUCCAGUACUGCUGAAUUCAAAAAAGUUGUUCCAACAGCUUGGAGUGGACGCGUAUUCUAUGAUUGAGUCGCAAAGGUUGAAUUUUAUUAGGCACAACCAGGACCAGUUGCGUGUGGACAUGUACAAAGGCAUUGAAGAACGUUUUUUCAAAGGGGACACUGAGGGAAAAUCAGUUGGAAAACGCAUAAUUCUGCCAGAUGUGUGUACUAUAGAAUUUCAGAAGCGUGGUCUGCCUCAUGCACAUAUAUUGUUGUGGUUGGAUAACGAUGCCAAACCUAAGUGCUCCGCCGACAUCGACAGGAUGAUCUGUGCGGAAAUUCCAGACAAAAAAACCGACAGAAAGAUGUACAACUUGGUAGAGAAAUACAUGAUACACGGCCCGUGCGGCCAUGCGAAUUUGAAUUCACCGUGCAUGAAGGAUGGCGUUUGUACGAAGAGGUUUCCAAAAAAGUUUGUACAGCGAACCGAGGCCGACCCUGAUGGUUACCCAGUAUAUAGGAGAAGGGAUGAUGGAAGAACGGUUAGGAAGAAGAAUACUAUUCUUGAUAAUGGAUUUGUGGUUCCCUACAACCGUGUGUUAUUGAGUAAAUAUCGAGCCCACAUCAAUAUUGAGUUGUGCAACCAGAGCAAGUCAAUAAAGUAUUUGUUCAAGUACGUCAACAAGGGACACGAUCGUGUCACGGCAAUAUUUUUCCAACCUCCGUCUACGGACGCUGAUCCUGCUGUUCGUGAUGAAAUCAAAAUGUAUUAUGAUUGCAGAUAUUUGUCUGCGUGCGAGGCAAUGUGGAGGAUAUUUGCAUUUGAGAUACAUUACCGAGAUCCACCCGUCAUUAGAUUGAGUUUCCAUCUCCCCGACAAUCAACCGUUGGUAUUCAAUGAGAACCAAUCAUUAAAGAGUGUCUUGGAAAGGCAAACCGCGAGGCAAACCAUGUUCUUGGCGUGGUUCGAGGCGAACAAGACCUACCCACCAGCUAGGGAGUUACGGUACGCAGAGUUUCCCCAACAUUAUGUGUACAAGGAUGAUUCUCGGGUGUGGGUGCCAAGAAAGAAGAGGUUUGCCAUUGGAAGAGUCACCAAUGUGCCCCCGACAAAGGGAGAAGACUUUUAUCUUAGAUUGUUGCUCAACGUCCAAAGAGGGUGCAAACGUUACGAGGACAUCAGAACGGUGGGUGGCAAUGUUUACGCGACGUUUAGGGAUGCGUGCUAUAUUUUGGGGUUGUUGGAAGAUGACAAGGAGUACAUUGGUGCAAUUAGAGAGGCAUACGGUUGGGCAAACGGACACUUCCUCAGAUUGUUGUUCGCUGUUAUGUUGCUUUCUAAUAGUUUGAGCAGACCGGAACAUGUUUGGGAGAAAUGUUGGUCCAAUUUGUCUGAUGAUAUUACAUACAAGCACCAGAAACGUCAUAAUAAUCCAGAUUUGACUCUAUCGGAUGAUAGUUUGAAGAACUACGCGUUGAUAGAAAUCGAGAAGAUCCUACAGAGCAACGGCAAGAGCUUGCGGAAUUUUCACUCUAUGCCGAUGCCACUAGAUUCGUCGAUGGAUGACACGGAGAACCGAUUAGUGCUCGAUGAGUCGGACUACGAUGUAUUUGCGAUGACUAAAGAACUGAAACGAUAUCUUUCUUCUAUCACAGAUGAGCAGAGAAGGGUAUGCGAUGCCAUCAUGGAUGUUGUGUCGAAGAAUUGUGGCGGGAUGUACUUUCUCUACGGUCACGGAGGUACCGGAAAGACAUUUAUAUGGAGAACGUUGUCCGCUGCUGUCCGUUCGAAGGGGGAAAUAGUUCUUAAUGUUGCUUCGAGUGGCAUAGCAUCAUUGCUGCUUCCCGGUGGCCGGACCGCUCAUUCUAGAUUUGGACUCCCCAUCAUUGUGCACGAUGGUUCCUCCUGCAACAUUACACAGGAGAGUCCACAAGAAAAAUUGCUUAUAAAGGCCAGGCUCAUUAUAUGGGACGAGGCACCGAUGAUGCAUAGAUAUUGUUUCGAAGCGCUUGACAAGACCUUGCGAUCUAUCACGCAUGUUCCCAAACCAUUCGGUGGCAAGGUUGUCGUUCUUGGCGGAGACUUUAGACAGAUUUUACCUGUUGUACUGAAGGCAUCAAGGCAGGACAUUGUUCACGCUACGAUCAACUCAUCUCAGCUUUGGGAAUAA